Benincasa hispida (wax gourd) is the source of this 2935-nucleotide messenger RNA. Its product is annotated as Tetratricopeptide repeat (TPR)-like superfamily protein. Lineage: Eukaryota; Viridiplantae; Streptophyta; Magnoliopsida; Cucurbitales; Cucurbitaceae. Gene Ontology annotation, molecular function: mRNA binding; protein binding. The record is from RefSeq and is a predicted model, not a curated record.
GAAAAGAAAAGAAAAAGGGGAAGAAAACCUAAUACCCGUUCUUCCUGAUCACCUUUUCCCCCUUUCCCUCAAGCCUCAGCCGCCUGAGAGGCGUUUUCCGGCAUCUAUACCAACCGGCGGCGAACUCCGACCAGCGAACCUCGCGAAGGCAGCCAUUCACCCUCGAUCCUUGCCGUAGCUUCACUGAUCUCAGACAGACGCGUUCCGGGGGUUCCAGCAGCAUCUUCCGGUGGUUUAGCAGCGUGUUCCGACGGUCUUGAAGGCGCUUUCCCGACGUCUGCGCAGCCAGCGAGCGGUAGUUAUCUCCGGCAGCCACCGACAUACCGGCGGCGCGCGUCUCUCCCUGGUUCUAGCAGCGUUGGCCAUAUGUUUUUGCUUCGAUACGCUUCGGUCGCUUGACCCACAGUUCUAUCGAUCUCAGAUUUGAACACCCACUACCCAAUACUUAGUAAGUUUGAGGGGUGUAAGUCAAUCCAUUUACAUGUCGAGUUUAAGUGCUAAUAUUUGGAACCUCACUGGGUGUAAUUUCAGAUUGAUUUCUUGGGAUUACAUUGAGUGAAGGGUGAAGACUCUUAUUGAGUAAACGUUCGGAUCACUUUUAGGUAAGUUUGAACCUUCAGGAAUUUAAUCUCAAGCUUUGGUGGUUCGAUGUAAUAAUUAUAGUAGGCGGAACCAAUGGUGGUAAAUAGCUAACUCUCAGAAUUCCUUAGUGCUUAGUUAGAUGGCUGGAGGAAUGUUUGAUUUAGCUUUAAAUCUUAAGCUUAAAUUGCCUGUAUGGUUAGGUUCAUAGAACAGUUUCCAGGUUGGUUCUCACUAAAAAGUGUGUUACUUCGAGGGGACUCAGUCUGGAUUACUGCAAAUUCCUUUACCAACAAAGCAAUCCGAGGAUGAAGCAACUAUGGAAGUUCUCUGUUCCUCGUAGGCUCUUAGUAAAUCGCAACAUUUUUGUUCCUUUUGCCUUCUCUAUCACAAACACUUCGAAUUAUUACUUUUUACCUCAUGGCCUCCAUACUCAAUCCCGCUCUCCCUCGUCACCUCCACCCUCAAUCUCUUCAUUUCCUUACAUUAUUGAAAUAUUUUCCAACAAGCCUUCCGACCAUGAUAUCUUGGCGAGAAGUAUUAUGCAAAGGAAGGUCAUGGAGGUGAGUCGUGAAUUGAUUCAGAACGCAGAGGAUUCUGAUAAGAUAGUGAAAAUAUUGGAAGACAGUGAAGACUUGCUCUUGCAGAAACACACCGAUGGUUCUGCUUUUAUCGAGUUGCUGAAGCAGUUGGAUUCACAGCCUCACUUAGCAUUGGAGGUGUUUAAUUGGAGAAGGAGGCAAGAAAGUUCUUGUCCUUUAACUGUAGAGGAAUAUGCUAAGGGAAUUACAACUGCGGGUCGAUCUAAAAAUAUUGGCCUUGCAGUGGAGUUGUUCACUGAGGCUUUUAAUAAAAGGGUCAAGGCGACCUCUAUUUAUAACGCAUUGAUGGGGGCUUACAUGUUUAAUGGCUUGGCCGACAAAUGCAACUCAUUGUUUCGGGAUCUUAAGAGGGAUGCAGAUUGUUUUCCUACUAUUGUAACAUAUAACAUUCUAAUAUCAGUAUUUGGUCGCUUGAUGUUAGUCGAUCAUAUGGAGGCUACUAUGCAGGAAAUAGAUGAUUUAGAUCUCUCCCCUAAUGCGAACACGUACAAUAAUCUAAUAGCUGGGUAUGUUACUGCAUGGAUGUGGGAUAAAAUGGAGCAAACCUUUAUGAAGAUGAAGGCGAAUUCAGUAGAGCCCAACACUGAGACUUUUUUGUUAAUGCUUCGUGGAUAUGCACAUUCUAACAACCUUGAAAAGAUGGAAGAGAUACAUGACUUGAUAAAAGAUCAUGUCAACAACAAGAAUUUCCCUCUUAUUAGAGCUAUGAUAUGUGCAUACGGUAGGAGUUCUAUAACAGAUAAAGUCAAAAAGAUUGAGGCUUUGUUGGAGCUUAUUCCAAAAGAAGAAUAUAGACCAUGGUUGAAUGUCUUAUUGAUAAGAGUCUAUGCUCAAGCAGAUUGGUUAGAGAGAAUGGAAAAUUCAAUAAACGAGGCAUUUGAACGUGGCACUUCAGUAAAUACAGUCCAUGUGAUGCGCUCCAUUAUUGCCAGCUAUUUUCGGUGUAAUGCAGUGGACAAGCUAACGAACUUUAUAAGUCGUGCUGAAUGUUCAGGUUGGAGAAUCUGUCGAUCUUUAUAUCAUUGUAAAAUGGUUAUGUUUGCAUCAGAAAAGCGGUUUGAAGAAAUGGAGUGUGUCCUUGAUGAAAUGAAAAAUAUCAACUUGGAUUGGACAAAAAAAACCUUUUGGAUUUUGUAUAAGGCCUACGUAAUAAGUGGUUGCAGGUACAAGGCCGACCAGGUGGUAUGUUAUAUGUGCAAGCUUGGGUAUGGGAUUCCCUUGGAUUCAUCUCCAUCUUGAUGUUCUCUUCCAGUUGAAUGAUUGAAGGAAUGAAAAUUCCACGAUUGACUUAUCCAAUUGUUCUUAUUGGUUUUUCUAAUGAAUAAGUGCAGAACCGAGAUUUCUGAGAUAUCUUAGGCCAGGCUUCAUCAUUGCACUGAUCGCUACAAACUACUGUUGAUAGGAUACACAAAAUCAAGCAUUUGGAGCAAAACAGAAAAUUUAAAGAAUAUAUCGAGAAAAAUGAGUCAAUUGGACAAGAUCAAUUGAAGGAAUCAAGUAAAGGAAGAAGAAAUCGAGCUUAAGACUCGAGGGGCAGUAUCGUGAUGUUGCACAAGCCACACCACCCAUGAGAGUGUAGUGUUGCGAGUGUCUCAACGCUACAAGAUUUUCAACAUAUAUCACGCAAGCCACGGAUGAAUUGCACGCGCACUACUUUUCGGAGUGUUUUGUUUGAUGCCAUGGACGACGUCUCCAUGCUACGAACUCAUCCCUUUUCCCUUUUUCUUUUCUUUGAAAGAAUUGAGAUUGAAAUA